UGAAAUUAGUAGCGAGGAGGUUAAAGAAAUAAGAUGCGGUUGAUUGUGUGGCGUCCCGUAGAUAGAGAUAAUGAGAUUGGGUGUGAGUAAAGACGUUGUGCGGUGCUCAAUCGGCACCACUCCGGGUGAGUCCAAAACCCAUUUUCCCGCCAAAUUACAACCUUCAUCUUUCUCAACGGUCAAAUUCCGCACCGACAAUGCUUCUUCAGAUUUAGCGGUUUCAAGUAGUAGCAGAAGAGGGCUAAUAUGCAUAGCCACGUUGCCAUGUCUUCUUCCUCUCAUAGGCUCUCUCCCAGCCAACGCCAUGCAGCCAGGUGCAAAGGAAUAUCUUCUCAUUAAAGAAGAGGUGAGGAAAGUAUUGUCAAAGGCAAAGGCUGCGGGUGUGCUUCGUUUGGUUUUCCACGAUGCUGGAACCUUUGAUAUCGAUGACAAUACAGGUGGUAUGAAUGGUUCUAUAGUCUACGAGCUUGAAAGACCUGAAAAUGCUGGCCUGAAAAAAUCAAUAAAGGUUCUGCAAAAAGCAAAGACUCAGAUAGAUGCUAUCCAACCAGUAUCUUGGGCGGACAUGAUUGCUGUGGCUGGAGCUGAAGCAGUUGAAGUAUGUGGAGGUCCACCUAUCCAAGUUUCAUUGGGUAGAAUAGAUACACUGGUUCCUGAUCCUGAACAGAGGCUUCCUGAGGAAUCUCUCGGUGCUUCUGAUUUGAAGAAAUGUUUCCAAAGAAAAGGGUUUUCAACACAAGAACUUGUGGCUUUGUCUGGAGCCCACACACUUGGAAGUAAAGGCUUUGGAAGCCCAAUUUCUUUUGACAAUUCAUAUUAUAAGGUUCUUUUGGAGAAGCCGUGGACAUCUCCAGGUGGUAUGUCAAGUAUGGUUGGCCUUCCUUCAGAUCAUGCUCUAGUUGAGGACAAUGAAUGCUUAAGAUGGAUUAAAAAAUACGCAGACAGUGAGAAUCUGUUCUUUGAAGAUUUUAAAAAUGCUUAUGUCAAGCUGGUGAAUUCUGGUGUGAGGUGGAAUGGCGUAUAAAUUCAUGAGUUGAACGUUCCAACUUCCACUGAAGGGGCAACUUGUACUUUUAUUGACUUGCUAAUAGUGUUUAUGCACAGUUGGCAUGAAGUUGUAAUGCUUCGAACUUCAAAAUCUACUACCCCUAAAAAGUUGAUCUACGAAGUAUGUGCAUAUGCAGGACCAAUAAAUUUCAUGGAAAAGUCAUUUAAAUUUGAA
Molecule: messenger RNA, 1222 nt
Organism: Cajanus cajan (pigeon pea)
Lineage: Eukaryota; Viridiplantae; Streptophyta; Magnoliopsida; Fabales; Fabaceae
Gene: APX6
Product: ascorbate peroxidase 6
Biological process (GO): response to reactive oxygen species; hydrogen peroxide catabolic process; cellular response to oxidative stress
Molecular function (GO): heme binding; peroxidase activity
Source: RefSeq, a predicted model, not a curated record